AUGUUAUUCACCUCACUCCAUUUGGCCUUCGUUGCUAUUUUAUUAGUUGGAGCUAUUGCUGCUCCGACCGAUGAGCUUACUCCAGGUCCAGUGGUACUCGCAAAACGAGCUACUUGUACUCCAGCAACCAUGGGAGAUGAUCAACUGGAUGAUACUCCUGCCAUUAUUGCGGCUAUAGCCUCCUGUGGCAGCGGAGGCACGAUUGUCAUUCCAGCAGGCACGACUUACAGUCUUCGAACUAUGCUCACGUUCUCUGGAUGCGUCAACUGCGAUUUCCAACUGGAAGGUACUCUCAAAGCUUCCGACGACACCACUUACUGGGCAACUGUCCCGACUUUCGCCAGACCGACUGCAAUCUAUAUCAACGGUGGCUCGGACAUCACUAUAACUGGACUCACGGUUAAGAAUGUUCCCAAUGUGUUCUUUGGCCAGAAAGGAGGUGUCACCAAUGUCAACUAUGCAAGCCUCACCAUGACUGCGGCUUCAAAAUCCACGAACUUGCCCAAGAAUACGGACGGCUUUGAUAUCGGCGAGAGCACUUACACGACCAUCAAAAGCGUCUACGUCAGCAACCAGGACGAUUGCGUUGCAUUUAAAUCCGGCUGCAACUAUGUGACUGUAGAUGGAAUCACCUGUGCAGGUACCAACCAUGGCCUCAGCGUUGGCUCCUUAGGUAAGACGAACGCGGACUGGGUCAAGAAUGUAUACGUGACAGGCGCAACCAUGAUCAAUUGCAGCAAGGCAGCAGGUAUCAAAGUGUACCCCGGUGGCUCAACCCACGGGACCUCCACCGUUUCGAACGUUACUUGGGAUGGAGUCACUGUCAGUGGCUGCGACUAUGGUGCCCAAAUUCAAAGCUGCUACGGAUCUACUGCAGCUGAGUGCACUGCAGACCCCAGCGCAGCAAGCUUGACAGGCAUUUACUUCAAGAAUUUCCAAGGCACCACCAACACCAAGUAUGAACCGGCGGUUUCAAAUCUUGACUGUCCUCCUGCUGGAACUUGUGAUCUCUACUUUGCGAGCUGGGCAGUGGUUCCGCCAGCUGGGACAGCUGAAAAUCUCUGUGCAAACAUUGAUUAUAGCCAAGGGAUUACAUGUACCGCUGGUGCUUCUGGCUAA
Hyaloscypha bicolor E is the source of this 1119-nucleotide messenger RNA. RefSeq names its product glycoside hydrolase family 28 protein. Bases 1 to 1119 code for a protein of 372 amino acids. NCBI's taxonomy places the organism in Eukaryota, Fungi, Ascomycota, Leotiomycetes, Helotiales, Hyaloscyphaceae. The transcript has 4 exons. Gene Ontology annotation, biological process: carbohydrate metabolic process. Gene Ontology annotation, molecular function: polygalacturonase activity. The record is from RefSeq and is a predicted model, not a curated record.